AUGGAGACCACGGGGACGGAUGGGGACGACAUCAACACUGAUCCCAUCAUGCACAGCGUCAAUCUACCCUGGGUCGAGAAAUACCGCCCCUCGUCCCUGGACCAGCUUAUUUCACACACCGAAAUCAUCAACACCAUUCAGCGUUUCAUCAAUGAGGACAGAUUACCACACUUGCUGUUGUACGGUCCCCCGGGCACCGGCAAAACUUCCACAAUCAAGGCCUGUGCCAAGCAACUGUAUGGCAAGGGCUACAAACGCAUGGUGCUCGAAGUACGCCUUGUCACAUCUGGCUUCAAGCUGGUGAUUCUGGACGAGGCCGAUGCCAUGUCCAAUGAGGCCCAAGCUGCUCUGCGUCGAGUGAUUGAACAAUACACAAAGCACACACGUUUCUGCCUGAUCUGCAACUACGUCUCCAAAAUCAGUCCAGCCGUGCAGUCGCGCUGCACCCGCUUUCGUUUCGCACCCCUGUCAGAGGAUGAGCUGAAGAGUCAAGUCCAGCGCGUCAUCAAAGCCGAAAACCUGACAGUCACGCCCGAAGGCAUUGAUGCUCUGACCCGCCUCGCCGAUGGCGACAUGCGCAAAGCCCUCAAUAUCCUUCAGGUAAGUGUAUUCGGAGACCUUUUUGCCACCAGUACAGCCUUGGCGUUUGGCGACAUUGAUGCGCGUGCCGUGUACACGUGCACGGCCACACCACAGCCCGACGAUAUUCAGUCCAUCGUGUCGUGGAUGCUGGAAAAGCCCGUUGCCGAAGCAUACAAACUGAUAUCAGAGGUCAAGACAGAGCAAGGCCUUGCCCUGCAAGACAUCCUCAAAGAGGUUCACCGUUUCAUGCACAACAUUGAUUUCCCCACCGAUUGCAAGAUUUUGUUGCUCGAGCGCUUUGCUGAUAUCGAGCACCGCCUGGCCGAUGGCGCGACCGAGUCGCUGCAGUUGUCAGACAUGAUUGCCACCUUUCAACGCGUGCGCGAGCUUGCCGCUCACCAAGCUGAGCGGUAG
Molecule: messenger RNA, 996 nt
Organism: Monosiga brevicollis MX1
Lineage: Eukaryota; Choanoflagellata; Craspedida; Salpingoecidae
Exons: 11
Coding region: 1-996 (331 amino acids)
Biological process (GO): DNA-templated DNA replication; DNA repair
Cellular component (GO): DNA replication factor C complex; nucleus
Molecular function (GO): ATP binding; ATP hydrolysis activity; DNA clamp loader activity
Source: RefSeq, a predicted model, not a curated record